GGCGUACUUCAUUCUGUCCCUUCUGACUUUAUAUCUAUUUCCGGUAUUGAUCUGCACACGCAUGGUUGGAAAACCAGGUUUCUCUCUCUUGUGUAGCCUAAACUAUCCGACCACACCAUGUUGAAUAAAACGCGUACCGUUCUUCAUUUGCGCAUUACUCAAUCCACGGUCAUUCGAGUUAUUGUGAAUAUUGAUCAAGAAAAGAUCGACUGGUACAAUGAAAGCGAACUUCACCCACUGGUGCUUAAAGCACUGCAGCCUAUCAUUAUGGAGCACUUGCUGAGUGAUAAGCACAGCUUAUCAGUUGAGAAACGUAAGAAAGAGCUUGAAGCAUCUCGCGUUUUAAAACACGCCAAGUUCCGGCUAGCGUACCGCUUCAUGUCGAAAGAUCAUACACACGAGUCAAUGAUGCUACGGGAUGAUGGUGAUUAUCGAGCAGUACAGGUCUACCCAUACCACCUCAGUAUAUUCGUUGACGAGCCACGCACCGAUCUCAGUACUUGGUUUGCUGCAUGAAAGGAAGAAAAAUACUAUGUACAUACGUUGCUACUACUCUUGUUACAGAAACACGCCUUCUUCUUGUUCUUGUUCUUGUUGCUGCUUUUGAUUUUCUGGCACUACUGGUUUGGUUGGGUGCUCUUUUCGAAACGCAUCCACGUUGCUUCCAACUUCAUAUGCUGCUGCUUCUCCAAGUCGUUCUUUGAUUACACGUAGGGUCAAAUCGAUCCGGUUUUCAUGGCGUUCCAUGAGCGCUUGAUUCUCCUCAAUGGCUUCUGUCAAAUCUCGAUCUUCUCCCUUGGGAUCAAAUUCGCGCAUGGCCUCAUUGGACUUUAAUAAAUGGGCAAUAGAGUUUUGUACUUCAGGAAUUUCACUGAGAAGGGUGUCAAUUGGCAGUUGUUGUAAUGCUUGUUUAAGGCGAGCUAGAUCCAUUGCUACAGUGAGUGAGAGAGGUGUGGUGCAUGCGUGUCUCCAAAAAUAAAAGAGGUGCUGCUCGGGAUUAGAAUAAAAUUGAA
This is a messenger RNA of Zychaea mexicana, 1013 nucleotides long. RefSeq lists its product as uncharacterized. The record is from RefSeq and is a predicted model, not a curated record. NCBI's taxonomy places the organism in Eukaryota, Fungi, Mucoromycota, Mucoromycetes, Mucorales, Lichtheimiaceae. The transcript is spliced from 4 exons. The coding region runs from base 118 to 516 and encodes 132 amino acids.